Molecule: messenger RNA, 1642 nt
Organism: Prorocentrum cordatum
Lineage: Eukaryota; Dinophyceae; Prorocentrales; Prorocentraceae
Source: the annotation of a GenBank genome assembly
AGGGGCGGGCUUGAAGAGGGCGGCGCCGAGGGGUUGGUGGGCGUUGUGCCGGUGGCGCCCGAGGGGAAGCCGCAGGCGCCAACACGAGGACAGUCGUGGAGAGCGUGCUCCUGGCAGAUCGCGGAGAUCGUCCACGACGCGCACGCAGGAAAUCCUACUGUCAGAGUGGGGCGGAAGCAGUACGAGGCUUGCAUCGGCUUCGCUUUCAGUGAUGAGGAGCAUGCUGAUCAGAACCCGCCCGCGCAGGUCAUAUCGCUCAUAGAGUGGCCGUGGUUCGACAAGUUUGUUAUGUCGCUGAUCUUUGUAAACUCGGUGCUCUUGGCGGCUUACCAGUACAGGGAGGACAACAAGUCAGGCCUGAACUGGUUCGUCGACAUGGUCGCCGAGCCCAUUUUCACCUCGUUCUGCGCAAGCGAGUUCGUGCUCAAGGUCAUCGCCUGGGGCCUCAUGUGCGACAGACACUCCUACUUCAGGGAGCCUUGGAACAUCCUGGACUUCCUCGUACUUGUCACCGCGCUGCCCGCCCUCGUCCUCAAGAGCGGCAACGGGACCAGCUUCCUCAGGAUGUUCCGGAUUCUGAGGCCGCUCCGGUCGCUCCAGGCGGUGCCCCAGAUGAAGGUGCUGGUCAACACUGUCCUCAGCUCGAUCCCCAGGCUGGUCAACGUGAGCGUGAUGGGCGCUUUUUUAUUUCUGGUUGCUGGAAUUAUUGGCGUUACUUUGUACCACGGCAUGUAUUUUCAUGGCUGCCGCGAGACGGAGCAGCCGGUGCUCAUCCUCGGAGCCCUCGGGGAGAUGUGCUGGUCCUGGAACUUCACAGGUGAUUCUCGGCUCUGCGGGGGUGCCUACGACUGCAAGGACCCGCCGGAGGGCGUCGCCGCGGGCUUCUGCGGCGGUCCAGAGGACAGCCCCAACGAGGGCGUGCGGCCCGUCUUCCCGGGCGGCAGGAGGGGCUACCCGUGGUGCCCUGGCAGCGAGCCCGUUCGCAUCUCCCCCGAGACGGAGUUCGUGCACUUCGACCACAUGGGAGGCGCGCUCCUCACGGUCUUCCAGUCCAUGACCCUCGAGGGAUGGACGGAGUUCAUGUAUUACGCUCAGGACGGCUUUGGCCUCUGGUGGGGGACGAUCUACUACCUGCUGCUCGUCUUUAUUGCGUCAUUUACGCUGUUGAACGUCGCGCUGGCUGUGGUGGACGAGGCCCGUACCGAGCUCGACAAGGGCGCCGCCGAAUGCCCUUCGCCGCGCCGCACUGUCGGCAGCGCCGCCAGUGCCGCGUCGGGCGGAUCAGGCCAGCGCGAGGCUGCACCUGGCGGGAGGCCAGAGCGCUCCUCCAGCAAGACGCAGGCGAGCCUGGAUGCGAGCCUCCUGAGCGCUGGCGGUCCUGAGCGCGAGAGCUCUGAGCAGUCUCAGCUCUUCAGCGCGAUGCACGGCGGCGAGUGCAGCCAGGAGGUCUGGCUGGAUAUCGCCCUCGUGCGCUUCUUGCGGGGGGUCGUCUGGAGAGAGGCUUUCACGAGCUUCAUAAUGUUCAUCAUCGCUGCAAACGUGGUUAUCAUGAUGAUGGACAGGCACCCGCCGCAGGUGCAUCUAAAGGAGUUCAUGGACCUCUGCGAGUUGACCUUCCUGGUCAUCUUCACCGUCGAGAUGG